Molecule: messenger RNA, 8274 nt
Organism: Esox lucius (northern pike)
Lineage: Eukaryota; Metazoa; Chordata; Actinopteri; Esociformes; Esocidae
Gene: sash1a
Product: SAM and SH3 domain containing 1a
Exons: 20
Coding region: 1079-5728 (1549 amino acids)
Molecular function (GO): protein binding
Source: RefSeq, a predicted model, not a curated record
AGAUACGUGAUUCAAACUAGCAACGAGGCUGUUCAUUUUAUCUGUAUGGCAAGCAGAUGAAAUGCGCUCUCGGUAGCAUCUUUCUCUGACUCAAGCGGUUAACUUUGCACUCUGUGAGGACUCGCUGUCGGGACUUGUCAGGGUUUGGUGACAGGUUGUAAAAAAGGAAUUCCAUCACUAUUUAAAAGCCACACGCGGACCUGGGGGCGUGGACCGGUAGAGCACAGACCGUUUUGCUCGAGGAACAUUGGAUGUGACUGUUGGAUGUGGAUUGUCGUAGACUACGGAUCUACCGGCGUGGAUGCCCCCGGUAUACCCAAAACAUUCGGCAAAACACCGUCCGAGGGGUUGCGGUCGUUGGUACGGGAUUACUUUGAGUUAAAGUGAUUUUCGUGGAAUACGUCAGUGCUACUCAAAUUGAGGGUUUACAGGAAGAUUGAGGGUGGCGUGGAAGGAAUAGGCUUCUAAAACAGGAGCUACCCGUCACCAAAUGGCGCUACGUUGUAACGUUUAUGAUUACGCAUAGGCCAACUAAACAAAUAGCCCUCCUAAAUACGUUAACAAUUUAUUCGACUGAGUCCGGAACAGACUUUGAUUUAACUAAUAACUUGCUCUGUGCUUAAAGUCAGGGGACCACUUCUAGUCUGGCACGUAACUGUGGACGAGUAACAGCGAUGGUCAAAUGACCGGAUUUGAGAGCUGUCACCGCGGCCACUGAACUCUUAUGCUUCUGCAAAGAUCUUCAGGUGUCCAGUUCACCUGGGAGUCAAUCUAGUUCGUUUCACAAGCCUUUUUUUCACAAAACCCUUUUAUUGGAUAGGCAUAGCACAUCGAACGAAGCCGCAUAUCUUCAAUAUUACCUCAGAAAAAUAACAUUUUAAACCGCGUAGUUUAUGAUUUCAACAUGGAUUAUAACAUUUCCAUUGUCCUUUAUUCUUUUGUUCCCAAUGCUUAGACUCCUUUAUUUACGAGUAUUUACUGUUACUUUGAUAUGUAUUUAAAAAUGCAAUAUUAAAUCAGUUUGGGAAAGUACUAGUGGUGAAGUGUUCUGUCCUGCACUCAACAAUAACACCGAAAAAUGACAAGCACCGGACCUGUCAUCGUUUUUGAGUGGCUAAAGACUCUCCAGCUCUCUCAGUAUGUGGAAUCCUUUGUGGAUAACGGCUACGACGAUUUGGAAGUCUGCAAACAAAUUGGGGACCCCGAUCUGGAUGCUAUCGGUGUGUACAUACAGCACCACCGGCAAAGGAUCCAUGACGCGGUGCAGAGGCUGAAAGACGAGGAUAAGGAGACUGCAGCGGGACUGUAUUUCACGCUUGAACCGAUGCCCCCCGCCUCAGAAUUGUAUGCCAGCCACCUGGUGGACCAGUACGAGUCCAAACUGCGGGCGUCCAAGUCUUGGACCGAACCAAACAGUGACCGUGUAGGGAGGAACGGGGGCGCGUAUCUGGGUGCGCAGAGGAACCUGACGCUUGGCAACCGUAGGGAGUUGGUGAUUUACCCAAAACUGAAGUUGAAGAUAAUGAUUAGAGAUAAACUCAUCAGAGACGGAAUCAACCUGGCCAGGCCUCCAUACUCAAACAAGGAUGGUUCUCUGGGGAACAUUGAUGACCUGGCCCAGGAGUACUCAGAUUACUACAACACCUGCUUCAGUGACGUCAGCGACCGCAUGGAGGAGCUGCGCAAGAGACGCGUGUCCCAGGACCUCGACAUGGAGAAAGUUGACACAAGCUCCACCUCUCUCCAACUUCGCUCAGAGAUCCAGGAGUCCCUUGGCUUCAGCAGUGAGGUGUCCACCCCGGAAACUGAGAGAAAGAUGUCUUUGCACAAGUCCAGCUCUGAAGAUGGCUCAGGAGGUAAAUGGGACAGUAAAAAGAAGAACAAAUCCUUCUGGCAGAAUUUCCGCAAGACGUCCCAGAAAGGAGUGGGUCGUCAGACGGCAAAAGGAGAGGAUAUAGGAUAUGUAGCCAGUGAGAUCACCAUGAGCGACGAAGAGCGGAUCCAGCUGAUGAUGAUGGUCAAGGAGAAGAUGAUUACCGUGGAAGAGGCUUUAGCUCGGCUGAAGGAGUAUGAGCGCCACAGCAGACAGUCCGGCAGUGCUGACACUGCAGAGUGGACUAAUGGAUCCAGUCCUAAUCUAAACCAGUCCUCAAACUGCGAUUCUCGGGAGCAGUCUGACGACGAGCAGUCGGAGGACUCCGUGAAGUUCAAACGGCUCCACAAGCUGGUCAACUCCACCCGGCGCGUCAGGAAGAAACUCAUCAAGGUGGAGGAGGGCAAGAGGCACGGCUCUGAAGAUUCACUGAGCCUGGACGCGUCUCCUACCUGCGAGGACAACAGCGCCUUGUACACGGGAGUGCUGAAAAAGUCCAGCCUGGCCCAGGAUGCCUCUCUUUCUUCCCUGACCCAGGACCAGCUCUCACAGGAUGGGGACACAGACAGCCUGACCACAUCACCUUCCUCCAGCAGCCUGGACACCACCUGGUCAGGACACAAGCUAGUUAAGACCUUCUCUAAGUCCAGCAGCGCACACGGGCUCAUCCGGCCCCCAAGGAGAGCGACUGCAGGGCCUGCAGGUCUGGGUGCUGUCGGGGCUGGGGGAAGCGGCUCCUCCUUCUCCGAGCUGGACGGCUGCGGAGCCGAGGACGAAGGGAAGGUGUCUCGUUCCAUGACAGAGGGCGAGAUGCGGAAAGCCCUGACCAAUCUCUCCCACGGGGUAAGUAAUGAAACACUCUACGGCUUCUACGGCCUGACCCGGCCCCGCCCCAAACCCCAGCCCCGCCUCCUCGUCACCCUCGACGACAUCUCCGCGAGUAAUCCCAAACCCGCCCGCCACCAUGCCAACUGGCUCAGGAAGCCCGACCCCAAUUACGCCUACUCCACCAAGCAUCUGCUCUACCAGCGCUCCCGGAACUACACAAAGCCGCCCGGGGCGCCCUCCUCCUGUUCCUCCCCCUCGCCCCCUGCCCGCUGCGACUUGCCCAAGGCGAAGGCCGGUACACUGGGCGGAGGGGGGUGUGGGGGCUGGGCGUUCCCCCCUCGCAGGCUGCGUGGCCGGACGGCGGUCAGCGAGCUGAACAUCACGUACGUGGUCGAGCGCAGCCUUUACGGCCACCUGAACUGGGCCCAGCUGGUCCGACCGGUCACCCUCAGCCGCGCAGAGCGCCGCUGCUUAUUGGAGGAGGACAGGGAGGCGGACAGGAAGUGGGCGGCCAGCGUGGACCGCUGCACCAAGCGCGUGCUCUUACGCAUCCAGCAGAAGUCUAGGACGUGUAGUUUCGGAGGGUUUGACCUGUCCAACCGGUCGCUCCAUGUGGUCAGUACCGGCUCAGAACCCAGCAGUAAGGAUCCAGAAGCGAUUUAUCGGGAGGUGGUCAAGUCUCCCACAACGUCACGGAUCUCCCUGGGGAAGAAGGUCAAAUCUGUCAAAGAGACCAUGAGGAAACGCAUGUCCAAGAAGUACAGCAGCUCACUAUCUGAACAGUCGAGCCCAGACGGUGCGCCCAGCUCCCCCCAGUCGCCACAGCCGGACACAGACUCUCUGGAGAAGCCUAAGCUGAAGGCUGGAGGAUCAGUAGAGAGUCUCCGGAGCUCCCUGAGUGGACAAAGCUCCAUGAGUGGUCAGACGGUCAGUACCACAGACUCCUCAGCCAGCAACAGAGAAAGUGUGAAGUCUGAGGAUGGAGAUGACGAAGAGCCCCCCUACAAGGGGCCUUUCUGUGGCCGGGCACGUGUACACACUGACUUCACCCCUAGCCCGUAUGAUUCAGACUCCCUCAAACUAAAGAGAGGAGAUGUGAUUGAUAUCAUCAGUAAGCCCCCGAUGGGGACCUGGAUGGGCCUGCUCAACAACAAGGUGGGCACCUUCAAGUUCAUCUAUGUGGACGUGCUGAGCGAUGAAGAGGAGAAGCCCAAGAGGCCUGUCCGGAGGAGGAGAAAGGGAAGACCUCCCAAACCCAGCUCUGUGGAGGAGCUGCUGGAACGCAUCAACCUCAAGGAGCACAUGCCAACCUUCCUGUUUAAUGGCUAUGAGGAUCUGGAUACAUUUAAGCUGCUGGAGGAAGAGGAUCUGGAUGAGCUCAACAUCAAAGACCCUCAACACAGGGCUGUGCUGCUCACUGCUGUGGAGCUAUUGCAGGAGUAUGAUAGCAGUAGUGACCCGGAGCGUAGCGGCCUGUCAGGCUCCCAGGAGAAGCUGCUGUCAGAAGGCCAAAAUGUGGUGGGCGACUCACCACGUGACUCUGGGUGCUACGAGAGCAAUGAGAACCUGGAGAAUGGCAAGAGCAGGAAGAUGCCUCGCUCCAACCGUUCCUCCGCAGGCCUUCAGUCCCCAGACUACCCCACCCUGCCCUUGACCCAGUCCAACGAGGCCUUGCAGCAGAGCAAAAGGGAGCGAACGGCGAAAUUUACCAAGCAUUUCUUCCUCAAGCCCACUCUGAGAGGCUUUAGCAUGCUGGGCCUUAGGAAGGGCCCACGCCGGGUCCCCAUGCCGGCCAGCCGCAGUUGUGAGGACCUGGAUGGUCCUCCGGAGGCCGCUGGCUCCCAGGCCUGGAAGAGAUCUCACUCCCUGGGAGACCUCCACUCGGAACAGGCCUUUGAAAAGAAGGGCAACAGCCUGAAGCUCAGUCCUGCAGAAGGAGGCUCCAAGUCGGAUAACCCAGGGAAGGGCCUCCAGGCUCAUAGAGGUUCUCUACCAUCUCAGAAUGGAGGUAGUGCUUUAAGCCCUAAAGGGCAUUCUCAGCAUCCACCUGUGCCCUCACAACUUCCACUCAGACCCCCGUGUCCCACUGCCGUGCUCCCCCGACCCCAGGAGAGUCUCCCUAGCCCUCCUGAACCCCAGCUGGGGGAGAGGAGCAUCCGGACUCACCCCAAAAAGCCCCCGGUGCCCCCUCCCGUUCCAGUCAAGAAGUCCAAGGAGCGCCUGGCCAAUGGGAUGCCCCGCCAGUCUCUAGUCCUCUCCUCCCCCUCUCACUCCUACACCCUCUCCCAUUCUUACUCCCCCACUCCUCCAACGAGCCCUAGUCUUGGUGCUCCAGCCCUCCCUAGCAAGUCCUCCAGUACGCCUGGCUCCCCCUCACCAGCCAGCUCCAGCUCUACCAUCACUGCCUCUCCAGAGGCGGAAGAACCAGGCACCCCACCAGCAGUGCCCCCUCCCUGGCUGUCUGACCUGCCGGAGUCGGCCUGUCCUCAGGCUCAGAUCCAGGGAGGCGGAAGCAAGACGGCGGUGACCAGGAAGGUGUCUCACACCAAGAUGGCUGUCGAUCUCCACAGCAUCCUAGAGCAGAGGCUGGAGGCCGAAGGCAUUGACCUCACAGAGGAGCCUUACUCAGACAAGCAUGGUCGGUGCGGUGUCCCGCAGGCCCUGGUGCAGAGAUACUGUGAGGACCUGGAGCAGGCGGUGACCGAUGUGGCUUCGGCUUUGGACCAGGUCCGUGUCAAGCUGCUACGCAAGCAACACCGCAUGGCUAUCCCAUUCGGAGGUUUGACCGAAAUGUGUCGGAAGCCUCUUUCCCCGGGUCACGUGAGCACUGUCUCCGAUUGGCUGGUCUCCAUCGGCCUACCCAUGUAUGCCACGCCACUGGUGGCAGCAGGGUUUGGGACGUUGGGCUGCAUGUCCUCUCUGACGGAGAGCGCCGUGUGGGAGGCCGGGGUGAGGGACGAGAGGCACGCCCGCAGACUGGUCAGCGAGGCCCGUUUUGUCAGCGACCACAGAGACGCACAGUCAUAACUGUGAUUGUGCAACCAACCCAGGUGAAACUGGGACAGAUAAGACACGGCUGUCUGCUCAGAAUACAAACUGCACAUUUUAGAUUAAAGCACAGAAGCAAAUAAAAUGCAGGACUGAAUAACUGUGGAGUUGAGCACAGAACAACUUUCAGAACCAUUUAAGACUUUUUGAUGGACUUAAAAUACAGGCAAACCGGCACAUACUUGAGACUUAUGAACAGCACAGUUGUUGUUAUUUGCCUGUGUUUUUAUACAUUUUACGCUUUUUAUUAGUCUCUUUCAGAUGUUUACCGUGACAUUGGUCUGACUGCCCAGAACAUUUAUCAGACGCCUUUAAAACUGUUGACUCUACUCUUUAGUGUUUCCAAUUCUGAAUCCUCCUCCCCCAGUCUUAAAAACACAAGACUGAUAAAAAUGGCCUUUAAGGAAAACAGCACACACUGUUUUAAGUAGGACUUUUUUAUAUAAAGGUAUAAAAGACUGUUUAUUGAUGUUUGUCCCUGUUUCAGAAGUGCUUGAUUUGUAUCACUUGUGUGAGAUGAAAGCACUGCACAGUACCUUGUAGCUUGGCCAAAGCAUUUUUACCCCAGUGUACUGAUUUCACCAUUGUAGUUAAUCCGAUGCUUAAUGCUGCAGCAGAAUGGAAAAUGGGGUUUCUUGCUGAUUAAUCAACUAAAAAAACGACACGACAAAACAUCCUGGGCAAACAAUGUUGUUGUGUUGGGUUUUAAAACCUAAUUUUCUAUCAUACUUUUUGUAAUAUGCCAUAUCAUAUAUUCUAAUUUCAAGGUGUUAUUACAAUGUAAGUCCAAUAUGUACCCGUUUGUCCGCUUUGUGAAAUGUCAAGGUUUGAAAUGUCUUCAGGCCAUGUCUGUCAUUGGUAGUAGGCACAGACAGACGGAUGUUGACAUGAGGUUCAUAUGUCGGAGGAUGUUGCAGAUGUACAAACAUGUAAUCCUUCCAUAUGUCACCCCUCACAACAAGGCUCUCUACAAAACACUGCUCUAACAGCUUUUCGUGGCAGAUCAGCUUUUCUUUGCAGACAAUAUUGUCUACUUUAUAUCUAUCCGAGCUGAAUGCCUUACUGUGAUGUAAAAGAAAACAUUUAGAUAACGUCUAUUUGUGUACUCCGCAGCAUUUCAAAUGGGCCAUUAAACCCCAUCUGCGUUCCCCCUAGACUAAGGCUUGAUUGUGACCGCAGUCAUCUCAGGCCUCUAUGUUCAGAAUGUGCAACAGUUUGUGAUGACUGUGAUUGUUAGUGAUGUGCACACACAUGCACCAUUAGUUGCCUGCAGAUGUGUGGGAUCAAAGUGAUCACAAUGUACACACACAAGUGCACAUUCUCUAGGAGUCACAUAGCUCUGCAUGUCAUUUCCCUGCUGUCAAGCCCCAGGGAAAUCGGACUUAAGCCGAGCGUCCCAUGACCAAAAGGCUGACGCAGCCAUGCCAUGGUAAUACAGACGCUGCCGUCAGUCUGAGCCCUAGUACAUGACACGACCCAAAGGGAGGCAGCAGAGAGGAGGACUCCAGCUGUCCGAGAGAUCCAGCUAAUGUAUGUCUUAUCGUGUCUGACCGGGGCUGUCUUGAAGGAAGAAGGGGAGUGUCUCAAACAGAGAGGACUGAUGAGAAUGGUCACUUCAGUAGUGAUGUACUGAUCACCCAUUCCCUGAGCAACAAAUAAGACCUGCCAGUACUUAGCGGUGGAUUCCCAGUCCAUCCUCAUUCUGAGUGGAUCCCCCACCGCUGCUCAAUGUCAGUAGUUGUGUAAGUACUUAUUAUUGGAAACAGUAUGCACGUUAUCCUUAGCUGUCAGUUUUCAAAACGAAAGUUUAAAAGUGCUGAGACACAGGCAAAGCUUUUCCAGUGGACACUCGGUUGAUGUUUGAUGCAUUUUCUCUUCAGUCCAAGUUUGUGACACAAGGCACAAGUAGCAGGAGAAAAUCAAAAAAAAACUAACAAUGAAGAUGUAUUUUGUAAAGGAAAAGAAUAUACUGUUACUGUAAAAUGCACUUUAGAAAGUAAAAUAAAUUUUUAAGACAAAAUUGGCAAAAUGUCUUUAAGUCUGUGUGCGGACAUUCGUUUUCAGGUAAUGUAAAGGGUUUAAAUGGGUUAUACCGGUAUAUAGUUAGGUUUGUAUUGAGUUAUCAAUGCCAAGUCAAUGUACAAAUGUAAUUAUUCAUUCAUUUAACCUGUUCCAAUGUUUUAACUUCCAAUUUUAUUUUGCAGUCUUUGAAAAACAAAGUAAUUACAUAUAUAAAAUGAUUAACAAGAGUUGCACAUUCUGUAUAUGUAAUUGGUAUUUAAAUAACUUAUUUUUUGGGGGCUUUUCAUAUCAAUUGUAAUUAUUAACUGUACUAUACAAAUAGCAAUACCUUCCUGCAUAUUGCUUUAGCUAGUGAAAAGCUACAGUGUGUAUUGUAAAAUAAGUGUACAAAUGAUUUUAUUUGGUUUCAACUUGCUAAUGAUUGUCUAUAAAGAUUUGCUUGAGUAUUGAAACAUCUAUAGCUAUUUGUCAUUCUGAUAUAUAAUAAAACCUUUUUCUUGCCA